Penicillium vulpinum is the source of this 4020-nucleotide messenger RNA. RefSeq lists its product as uncharacterized. The record is from RefSeq and is a predicted model, not a curated record. Lineage: Eukaryota; Fungi; Ascomycota; Eurotiomycetes; Eurotiales; Aspergillaceae. Bases 1 to 4020 code for a protein of 1339 amino acids. The transcript has a single exon. Gene Ontology annotation, molecular function: protein binding.
AUGGGGCCAGCGGAUGACCUCGAAGAGGCUAUCCAGGUAUCUCGCCAAGCUGUUCAGAGCACCCCCGAAAACCAUCCCGAUCUUGCAGAAAGGUUGAACGGCCUCGCAAAGACACUUAGAAAGCGAUAUAAACGGACUGGCCAAACUGAUGAUCUCGAAGAGGCAAUCCAGCUUUCUCGCCAGGCGGUUCAGAUCACUCCUGAUAAUCAUCCUGAUAAUCAUCCUGAUAAUCAUCCUGAUAAUCAUCCUGAUAAUCAUCCUGAUCUUGCAGGACGGUUGAAUGGCCUCGCAAACACACUCGAAAUACGAUAUAAACGAACUGGACAAACUGAUAACCUCGAAGAGGCGAUUCAACUUUCUCGCCGGGCGGUUCGAAUCACUCCCGAUGAUCAUCCUAAUCUCGUAGGACGGUUGAUAAGCCUCGCAAAUAAAGUCCAAAGUCGAUAUGAACGAACUGGACAAAGAGAUGACCUCGAAGAGGCUAUCCAAGUGUCUCGCCAAGCUGUUCAGAUUACUCCCGGUGAUCAUCCUAAUCUUGCAGGACGGUUGAUAAGCCUCGCAAUCACACUAGAAAGGCGAUAUGAACAAACUGGACAAAGAGAUCACUUCGAAGAGGCUAUCCAAGUGUCUCGCCAAGCUGUUCAGAUUACUCCCGAUGAUCAUCCUAAUCUUGCAGGACGGUUGAUAAACCUCGCAAUCAUACUAGAAAGGCGAUAUGAACGAACUGGACAAAUAGAUGAUCUCGAGGAGGCAAUCCAGCUUUCUCGCCAGGCGGUUCAGAUCACUCCCGAUAAAGAUCCUGAUCUUGUAAUAGGGUUGCAAAUCCUUGCAAAUACACUCAAAAGCCGACACGAGCGAACUAGACAAACUGAUGACCUCGAAGAGGCGAUUCAACUUUCUCGCCGGGCGGUUCGAAUCACUCCCGAGAAUCAUCCUAAUCUUACAGGACGGUUGAGUAGCCUCGCAAACACACUAGGGGGUCGAUACGAGCGAACUGGACAAACCGAUGACCUUGACGAGGCUAUCCAGUUAUCUCGCCGGGUGGUUCAGACCACUCCUGAGAAUCAUUCUGAUCUUGCAGAAUGGUUGGGUAGCCUCGGGUUUAAGCUCGCAAUUCGAUACGAGCGAAUGGGACAAACAGAUGACCUCGAAGAAUCAAUUCAGGUGUCUCGCCAGGCGGCCCAGAUAAUUCCUGAGAACAAUCCCAAUCUUUCAACAGUGUUGAAUAACCUUGCAAACGCACUCGGGUCUCGACACGAACUAACAGGACAGGUCAGAGACCUUGAAGAGGCGAUUCAACUUUCUCGCCAGGCAGUUCAGAUCACUCCUGAUAGCCAUUCUGAUCUUCCAGGAAGAUUGAACAAUCUCGCAAUUAAGCUUAAAAAUCGCUAUAAGCGAAUGGGAAAAAUAAACGACCUCAGCGAGGCUAUCCAGUUGUCGCGCCGGGCGGUUCGAAUCACUCCCGAUGAUCAUCCUAAUCUUGCAGGAUGGUUGAGUAGCCUCGCAAACACACUAGGGGGUCGAUACGAGCGAACUGGACAAACUGAUGACCUUGACGAGGCUAUCCGGUUAUCUCGCCAGGCGAUUCAGAUCACUCCUAAGAAUCAUUCUGAUCUUGUAGGACGGUUGAGUAGCCUCGGGAUUAAGCUCGCAAUUCGGUUUAAGCGAAUAGGACAAACAGAUGACCUCGAAGAAUCAAUUCAGGUAUCUCGCCAGGUAGCUCAGAUAAUUCCUAAGAGCUAUCCCGAUCUCGCAGGAGCAUUCGAGAACCUCGGAAACACACUCGAGCUUCGACACGAACUAACAGGACAGGUCAGAGACCUUGAAGAGGCAAUUGAGUUGUCUCGCCAAGCGAUUCAGAUAACUCCAAAUAAUCACCCUGACCUUUCAAUAUCGUUCAAUAACCUCGCAAAUAAACUCGAACUUCGCUACGACAGAACCGGACAAAUAUACGAUCUUGAAGAAGCUGUUCAAUUGUCUCGUCAGGCGAUCCAGACCACUCCUGAUAACCAUCCAGACCUUGCAAAACAGCUCAAUAAUCUUGGGACCAAGCUUAAAAGUCGAUACGAACGAACAGGAAAAAUAGUCGACCUUGAAGAGGCGAUCCAGGUUUCUCGCCAGGCUGUUCAGAUUACUCCCAAUAAUCAUCCCGAUCUUGCUGGAUGGUUAGAUAACCUCGGAACCAAUCUAGCCAGUCAACACAAACGAACAGGACAAAUAGUCGAUCUUGAAGAGGCAAUUCAGGUGUCUCGCCAGGCUGUUCAGAUUACUCCUAAUGAUCAUCCUGGGCUCGCUGGACGGUUAAAUAACCUCGCAAUAAAACUUGAAAGCCGAUAUAAACAGACGGAGCAGAUAGAAGACCUCGAAGAAGCAAUUAAGGUGUCUCGCCAGGCGGUCAAGAUUACGUCAGCCCCUCCUUUGAAUCGAAUCAAAGCUGCUCAUCUAGCUCUUCGUCUUCUCCUCAGGCAAGAGGACUAUACUGGAGGCUAUAUAUUAUCUGUUGAAGCAAUUGAUAUUCUGCAGCUUGUGCAUGAAAGAUCCCCAAGUCUGCAGGAUCGCCAAUAUAUUGUCUCUCAUAUUUCUGGCCUCGCAACACAAGCCUGCUCUCUUGCUUUUCAAGUUGGUCGACCCGUUUUCGAAGGCUUACGAUUAUUAGAGAGUGGACGUGGUGUCAUCCUUGGCCUUCUUAUGGAUAAGCGCAGUGAUAUAUCUAAAUUAAAAGAGCUUUAUCCAGCUGUGUGUGCACAUUACGAACGCCUUCGCCUUGAGGUAAAUACUACUGUUAAGAACGCCGAUUCCCAGUGGACAGAUAAAUAUAUCUUUGCAAGACGGCGAUCGGCCACCGAAGAGCUCGAAAAGUGUAUACAGGAUAUAAGAAAUCUCCCGGGCCUCGAAUCCUUUCAACGGGGUCUGACUAUCAAGCAAAUGCAGAAUGCUUCUAAUAAAGGCAGCAUUGUCGUGGUGAAUGUUACUAGCCUACGAAGUGAUGCUAUUAUUGUCUGUUCAGCCGGAUUUAGCUUGGUUUCUCUUCCUCGAUUCAGUGCAGCCCAAGUUAAGAGCUGGGCUGACCAGACGUUAACUUCGGCUUCGGCUAGUGAAUAUGGUGUGAAGAAUAAAGUAUACCACCAAUUUCUAGCCUGGCUCUGGCGUGAGUGCGUGAAUCCUAUUCUUAUUAACCUCGGUCACUCGGUUCAAUCAUCUCUAGAGGAUCUCCCAAGGGUCUGGUGGAUUGGGACUGGACUUACUAGCUCUUUCCCAUUUCACGCGGCGUGUGAUAUCUAUACAGGACACAAUACAUUCUGUCGUAUUUUAUCUUCCUACGCCCCUUCGAUCAAGGCACUCCUACACUCCAGAGAACGGGCUCCUAUCUCUGCUUUAUCGAAUGAAAGCCCCGCAAAACUACUCAUAGUUACCAUGCCAAAAACACCAGGCGCUGAUGACUUACCCGGUGUUGAUACCGAGAAGUCCACAGUCCUAGGAGCACUUGGAAAUUCCGUCCAUGUGGAAGUUCUCAACCAACCGGAUUCCACAAGCGUUCUUCGCCAGAUUCGUGAAUGCAAAAUUGCCCAUUUUGCUUGCCAUGGAUUUUCAGACUUGCUUGACCCCUCUCAGAGUGGCCUUGUAUUGCAGACCGCCACUGCAAGUCCAAGACAGGACAUAUUAAGUGUUCUUAAGCUCUGCGAAAACCACUCUGCGUAUGGGGAUAUUGCUUACCUCUCUGCAUGUUCAACAGCAGAGACUAAGAUAGGACUCCUUGUAGACGAGGUCAUCCAUGUUGUUAGUGGUUUCCAGGUCGCCGGAUUCAGACACGUCAUUGGAACUUUGUGGCCAUCUGGUGACAAUGUGUGUCAGAAGGUUGCGAGAUCCUUCUAUGCUGAGCUUUGUCGGAACGGCGAUCUCGAGUACACUGACAGAGACGUCGCGAUGGCACUUCAUAAAGCGGUUUUGGCCGUUUCGACGAGUGUUGAUUAUCGAAAACGGCCGUUACAUUGGGCACAGUUUGUCCAUUAUGGUGCUUGA